This is a messenger RNA of Tribolium madens (black flour beetle), 662 nucleotides long. RefSeq names its product brain protein I3-like. The coding region runs from base 269 to 577 and encodes 102 amino acids. The record is from RefSeq and is a predicted model, not a curated record. Lineage: Eukaryota; Metazoa; Arthropoda; Insecta; Coleoptera; Tenebrionidae. The transcript has 2 exons.
UUCAUCGUCUGCGGUUCAAGAUGAAAAUUCAAACUUUAGUGUACUCAAGGAUAAAAAAUUAUUCCAACUUUGAUUUUUUAUUGUUAAAAGUUUUGCAUAUCGAUGCAUAUUUGGCAUAUAUUCGAGCAUAUUUCUUAAUAUUUUGUGCAUAUUUUUGUGAAAAUACGUGCUUAUAUAUGCGCGGAUUUUUCGUGCAAAUAAUCCGAGCUUUAGUAAUUAGUAAUUAAUCAUAGUAGUGGUAAAACCGUUCUUGCCCUAAGGUCCAAAUAUGGAAAAACACCAACCACCACCACCAUAUUAUGAACAACCACAACCAUUUUCUAGCCCACCACAAGCACCUUACAACCCCCAACCUGCGGUUACGGCAGCCCCGGCAUCGACCCAUGUUACCAACGUUCAUGUUUCAACGCAACCGGCAAUGGGGGGCACUUGCCCCAUCUGCCACGCUGGUAAAUUCACAGGGAGUUUCACGUUGUGUGGUUGGCUGUGUUGCUUAUUUUGUUUCCCCUGUGGCAUAAUUUGCUGUCUGUGCAUGCGCAAGAAGAAGUGCAGCCAUUGCGGGUUUUCCCCCUCAUAAAGUAUUUUAUAAUAUAAAAAAAAUUUAAAGUUUUUUUUUCACAUAUUUGUUAUAAUGAACAAAUCAAUAAAAAGAAAUUAAUAGG